GGCCGAGAGCACGUUGCUUUAGAGUGAACCCAGCGUGUCAGUUCUCACUGCAACAAUAAGAGGCAUAGGAUUUGAACUGAAACCUCACUAAAAGAUGCUUGAAGGUGAUGCCUUGGAUUUAGCCAGUCCACACGGGUGCUAUGAAUAAGACACUGGAUAAAAUUCUCACUUCUGGAGGACUUGGACAGAGAGCAGAGAUUUUUCAGAGUGACAAGGGUAAUGUAAGUGUCUUCUCCAGCCCAGCAAUCAUAUCUCUGGAAGAUCCUUUACUCACAAUAAAUGCUCAGAGGAGCAAGACCAAGUUUUGCAAGGGGAACAGGAAUGUUAAAGAGGAAGAGGAGUCUUCAACUUUCCAUAUUCCAAACCCCUUUCCUGAAGUUCUGCCUCCUACUCUCACCCAGUCAGUCUCUGAGUGUUUAGUACCUUACAUGAAAAGUAGUGCGACUCUGGUCAUUAAAGUUUAUGAUGAAAACAACACCAGCAAAGCUGUAGAAGUUCCCACUGAUGUCACUGCCAGGGACAUAUGCCAGCUGUUUGUCCUGAAAACUCACUGCAUUGAUGACCACAGCUGGACGCUUAUUGAUCAUCUGACCCAGCUGGGAAUAGAGCGAACCAUAGAAGAUCAUGAAUAUGUAAUGGACGUGCAAUCAGGCAGAGGGAUGGACACAGACAGUCGGCUGUAUUUUAGGAAGAAUUAUGCCAAAUAUGAAUUCUUUAAGAAACCCCUGGACUUUUUCCCAGAUCACAUGGUUUCCAUCUCCACGGAAACUAAUGACAUCGUGGAUCAUUCUGAGCUCAUUGAGACCUUCCUCAAAUCCAGCACUUGUCCUGAGAUCCAUGGCCACCUUCAUGUCAAAGAGCAAAGCAAGAAGUCCUGGAAGAAGUUCUAUUUUGUUUUACGGAGGUCAGGGCUUUACUUCUCCACUAAGGGGACUUCCAAGGAACCAAGGCAUCUUCAGUUUUUUGCUGACUUCACUGACAGUGACAUUUACACCGUUCUGUCAGCCAAAAAAACACAUGGGGCACCAACAGAGUUUGCUUUCUGUGUUAAGGCUACAAAGUGCAGUUCAGCUCGUGAUUUGAAGCUGCUUUGUGCUGAUGAUGAGCAGACCAAGACCUGUUGGAUCACAGCCAUGCGCUUGUUAAAGUUUGGGAUGCAACUUUAUCAGAAUUUCAUCCAGCCUCACCAGAAGCAAAAAGCCUCACCAGUGAGAAGCAUCUCUGAGAACUCGCUGGUAGCCAUGGACUUUUCUGGUCAGAAAACACGAGUGAUCGAGAACCCAUCUGAAGCUCUGUCUGUGGCAGUGGAGGAAGGCCUGUCGUGGAGGAGGAAAAGCUGCCACCGUUUGAGUUGCCAUGGGAGCCCCUCCUCCACACAGACUUCCGUUUCAAACCUAGCUAUCCACUUGGUUCAGCCAUGGUUCCAUGGCAAAAUGUCUCGAGACGAGGCUCAGCGUCUAAUUAUGCAGCAGGGUCCUAUUGAUGGAGUAUUUCUUCUGAGGGACAGCCAAAGCAACCCAAAGACAUUUGUUCUCUCACUGUGUCACAUGCAGAAAAUCAAACACUUUCAAAUCGUACCAGUGGAGGAUGACGGUGAGCUGUUCUACACUUUGGAUGAUGGUCACACACGAUUUACUGACUUGAUCCAGUUAGUGGAGUUUUACCAGUUAAACCGCGGGAUCCUCCCCUGCAGACUAAAGCACCACUGUACCCGGAUCAGCCUGUGAAGUGGGCCCCAAGAGACCCCCACGCACCGCUCACUCUGGGUUUUGUUCAACACCCUUUUCUAUCUUGUGCCUUUCAGAAGAAGAACUUUGUAGUUUUCACAAAGUGGAACAUUUACCAACUUUCUUUUUCACUUUUAGAAAAACUCUAACUUUUAGAACUUUCAGUUUGCAAAAAAGAUUGUUUUCUGGCUCCGUCACAUUUUCUACAUUUAGGGAAACCUGUUUCACAGACUGUAACCAUGACUUAUUGCUUUUUUGCUUAUUGAGGCUUAGCAUAUACAGUGCUUAAGGGUUAAAUUGUUUCAUUUUACAAUAUCAGGGAGGGAAACUACAAACUUUAACUGAUAUAUUAAAACCGGGAAAGGUUUUUGGUCUGCUUGUUUGGUUUGGACCAUAAGCAGACUUCUUUUUUUUUUAUUAUUUGUGGUGUUUGUCUUUCACAAUUUCCAUUUUGUUCAAAUCUGCUAUUUCUUAAAAAACGAAGCCAGUUGUAUGACAACCAUUGCUUCAUUUCAACAGCACUGAAUAGAUCGAGACAGAGCACAUACCCAGAAAUUGAGGAUAGCUAUCUUUAAAGUUGUGUCAGCUUCAUUCUCUGUUGCAUAAUUAUGCUUUUACUUGAGUUAAAAAAUCAGUGUCAAGUAAAACUCAUUUAACACAUAUUGUGCAAUGUUCAGUUUCUAAUUUUGGAACAGCUUUGCUGGAUGCGUUCUGCAAGCCGAAUGAGAAUAAGGGAUUUGCAUCUCCUAACCCACGUAAUGCUGGUAGCAGUUUAGCAAAGCAAAAGAAGAUCAGGCAUGACUUUUGUCUAACAUUUACUACUGCUUCAGGUCUAGCUAGAGAGUCUCACCAGAAAUUAACUGCAUGGUACACUUUGGAAAACCAACUGAUACCUCCAAAAGGCAGUCUAAGACUGGUUAUAUGGUCCUAAUCAGGGUGUUGAUGAGUCUAAUCACACCUGCACAAAAGGUUUAUACUAAGCGGGGACAUGAA
Messenger RNA from Cyprinodon variegatus (sheepshead minnow), 2720 nucleotides. It is a transcript of the gene grb14, whose product is annotated as growth factor receptor bound protein 14. Gene Ontology annotation, cellular component: cytoplasm; plasma membrane. The transcript is spliced from 15 exons. Bases 141 to 1727 code for a protein of 528 amino acids. Lineage: Eukaryota; Metazoa; Chordata; Actinopteri; Cyprinodontiformes; Cyprinodontidae. Gene Ontology annotation, biological process: insulin receptor signaling pathway; negative regulation of insulin receptor signaling pathway. The record is from RefSeq and is a predicted model, not a curated record.